Molecule: messenger RNA, 4860 nt
Organism: Cygnus olor (mute swan)
Lineage: Eukaryota; Metazoa; Chordata; Aves; Anseriformes; Anatidae
Gene: FZD4
Product: frizzled class receptor 4
Exons: 2
Coding region: 25-1629 (534 amino acids)
Biological process (GO): retina vasculature morphogenesis in camera-type eye; non-canonical Wnt signaling pathway; canonical Wnt signaling pathway
Cellular component (GO): plasma membrane
Molecular function (GO): Wnt receptor activity; Wnt-protein binding
Source: RefSeq, a predicted model, not a curated record
GUGGGGGGCCGGGGGGUCUCGGCCAUGGCACGGAGCCGUGGUGGCGGUGGCGGUGGUGGCAGGGGGGCGGCCGGGCGGCUGCUGGCCCUGCUGCUGGCCCUGCUGCUCGGCGGGACGCGGGGCUUCGGCGACGAGGAGGAGCGGCGCUGCGACGCCAUCCGCAUCGCCAUGUGCCAGAACCUGGGCUACAAUGUCACCAAGAUGCCCAACCUGGUGGGCCACGAGCUGCAGGCGGACGCCGAGCUGCAGCUCACCACCUUCACCCCCCUCAUCCAGUACGGCUGCUCCAGCCAGCUCCAGUUCUUCCUUUGUUCAGUCUAUGUCCCGAUGUGCACAGAGAAGAUUAACAUCCCCAUAGGUCCCUGUGGUGGCAUGUGCCUCUCUGUCAAAAGAAGAUGUGAACCUGUUUUAAAAGAAUUUGGAUUUGCCUGGCCAGACAGCCUGAACUGCAGCAAAUUCCCACCCCAGAACGAUCACAACCACAUGUGCAUGGAGGGCCCGGGAGAUGAAGAGGUUCCCCUUCAUAGCAAGACGUCCUUGCAGCCUGGAGAAGAGUGCCACAGCAUGGGAUCCAAUUCCGAUCAGUACAUCUGGGUCAAGAGGAGCCUGAACUGUGUCCUCAAAUGUGGCUAUGAUGCUGGGCUUUACAGCAGGUCAGCGAAGGAAUUCACAGAUAUCUGGAUGGCCGUGUGGGCUAGUCUUUGCUUCAUAUCAACUGCGUUCACAGUCCUGACCUUCCUGAUUGAUUCAUCCAGAUUUUCCUACCCGGAGCGCCCAAUCAUAUUUUUGAGCAUGUGCUACAAUAUUUAUAGCAUUGCUUAUAUUGUGAGGCUAACUGUGGGCCGGGAAAGGAUAUCCUGUGAUUUUGAAGAGGCAGCAGAACCUGUUCUUAUCCAAGAAGGUCUUAAGAACACAGGAUGUGCUAUAAUUUUCUUGCUGAUGUACUUUUUCGGGAUGGCUAGCUCCAUCUGGUGGGUUAUUCUGACAUUGACGUGGUUUCUGGCUGCAGGACUCAAGUGGGGCCAUGAAGCUAUAGAAAUGCACAGUUCGUAUUUCCACAUUGCAGCCUGGGCUAUCCCUGCAGUGAAGACCAUUGUCAUUUUGAUUAUGAGACUGGUAGAUGCAGACGAGCUCACUGGCCUGUGCUACGUUGGGAACCAGAACCUGGAUGCGCUGACGGGCUUUGUUGUUGCUCCGCUUUUUACCUACCUGGUUAUUGGAACUUUAUUCAUUGCAGCUGGGUUAGUGGCCUUAUUUAAAAUCAGGUCUAAUCUUCAGAAAGAUGGAACUAAAACUGACAAACUGGAAAGACUGAUGGUUAAAAUCGGUGUCUUCUCAGUGCUGUACACUGUCCCAGCAACGUGUGUCAUUGCCUGUUAUUUCUACGAAAUCUCCAACUGGGCCAUUUUCCGCUAUUCGGCAGAUGAUUCCAAUAUGGCAGUGGAGAUGCUCAAAAUCUUCAUGUCCCUCCUGGUGGGUAUCACUUCAGGUAUGUGGAUCUGGUCAGCCAAAACUCUGCACACGUGGCAGAAGUGCUCGAACAGACUGGUGAACUCAGGGAAAGUGAAACGGGAGAAGAGAGCAGAUGGUUGGGUGAAACCUGGGAAAGGGAACGAGACUGUGGUAUGAGAAAAGGACGACACCCCGAUGGUCUGACUGCUCUCACCUGAAGGACUGAUUGUGUAUAAGCAUUGCAGUGUAAAUGCUGGGAGCAGAGUGGGGAGACAGUAGCAAAACUUGUCUCUUGAGGAAGGAAAAAAAAAAAGCCUUAAAGAAUAAGCAAACAAACAAAAAAAUCAUGCUGCAAAUACAAUAGCCAUAAACCAUGCUGCCCAAAAUAGGAAAGCCCAGGGAGGCUUUAAAAGCUGUGAAAUAUCCAAACACAUUAUCUUCCUUUUUUUAUAAAGUAGGAUGCAAUAUACUGAAGUCUUUAGAAGCAGUGGGACUGUAGCCCACAGCUGUGGGAUAUUGUCUUGUGUUCAUUGUCUUACAGCUGAUGGAGGAAAGGCAGUCUGGGUCCAAGUUCUGUGCUGAUUUAGGGUCCAGUUACCAGAGAUGGAGCACCGAGAACCACAAUUAGUUGUCUUCUUUCUGAGUUCAGCAUCGGGAAGGAAGUGCUCGCUGAGGGUUUUGUCUCUAUACCCUGGGGAAUUCUGUUGCUCCCGUAUGCUGCACGAGUCAGCCAAGGAUUAGGUCCUCCAACAAAUAAUUAAGUGGACUUUCCAAACUUGGGAAUUACCCAAACUAAGAAGGAUUUAGUGAGGUAUUAGUGAGGAUGACUCUUAAGUCAUCUGAUGGUCUAAUACAAAUUUCGUCUCCUUUUUACUGUCUGUAACCUAGUCUGAAUUGAGUGUUUUGAUCAGGAAUUUGGACCUCCCUAGGUUCCUUCCAACCUGAAGUAUUAUAUGAUUCUGUCAAUAUUUCAUAUUUUCUUAAAAGAAGCUUUACUUAAGGUCAUUGUCAGAAGUAGAGGAAUAUGCGGGAGCUUGGAAACUGUGUGUGCUGUUAUGCAUCACUUAUCAUUGUUCGCCUGCCUCUGUUCCCAUUCCUUCAGGUGCUCCUGCUAUUUCCAGCUGACUACUUUAUUCUGCUGCGUUUAAUAGCUUUAAAUGAAGUCUUACGUUAUAGUGCUCCUUCCUACAGGAAAGAGAAAAAUGAGUUGAGGGUCUCUUCAGAACAAUGUCAGUUUUCUCCAAGUAAACUUAUCUGGCUCUCUGGAGACCCAUUGCAUGAAGCAAUUAAGUCUUAAUAUAUUUCAUUCGGUGCGAUGGUAUCUCUGCAGACGCCAGUCUGGGAGAAGCGAAAUGUUGAGUUCCUUGGCAACCUCAUGUUCACACAGAUCAGUUGUAUAAUUAUGUGUGUCAGUUACAAUUAAAAGAACAUUCUCAGUCCAUGACAUCGCAGUACAGCUGACUGCCUCAGAACGAGGCUCCAGUUGCUCACUGACAGCUAUGGAGAUUUUUUUUUUAACAUGUCGAUGCAUACAGAAUGCGAGCAGGCAUUCACUCCUCAGGAAUGACAGAAACAUUGUCAGCUUUCUGAAGGGAUCCAAAGAGAAGAGAUCCAACUUCUUGAUGAAUAAUGUUUCACAGCAGCUUUCAGGUUGUCUUAUCCUUUUAAUUGUGGAGGUAUUGGCUUGUGUUUGUGGGAAGCUUGAACCUUGUGUCUGGGGCUGGUUUGGCUAUUAAGAAAGGUGAUGCAAACAGUGGUAGCCCACAAGCACUUAAGAGAACACUGGUUCGAUGCUCUGUCCCUUUGAAGGACCUUCAGUUUUAUCUGUGUACCCUAAACUUUUGCUUCAUUUGUUUGUGUGGAACCUGCUCAGCUGCUGAGUGCCGCCCCAGUGCCCAGACUCCCACGACUUUCGAGGGCAACUGAGAACAUGCACUGCUUUAGUACAGUCCUCACUUUUCCUACAGGUGCCCCAUGCGCUUCCCAAACCACAAUUCAUUCCAGCUCUGGCCGUGAGCGCUAAUCUGUCCCAGAAGUGUGAAUUGUUUCAAUGUCAAUGUUGAAACAUGUGCUAGAGCAUAUUUUAAAAAACAAACAAUCAACCAAACAAACCCUAAUUGCAGUCUUUGUGGUCGGGCUCCCUCUCUAGCAGAACAAGUGACAACUUGACACAUUCUGCUCAAUGCACAACCAUUGUCUUGGCCAGCACUGCAUACCAGCUGAGCCUUUUGAUCCUCUCUAUAAAGUCUCUCACCAUUAGUGUUGUGUUUGGAUCUGGCUAUUCCUCUGUGGACGAGGAGUUCUGCAAUACGAAAUCUUCAGAUGGCUCAGACUCUCCAUGAUGCGAUCUGUCGGCUGACACAGCAAGGGAUGCACAACCAGCAGCUGUAUUUUGACUUUCAAGGGGUGAGGACACAGUAUGAGCCCUGUCUUGUAACCUAGCCUUGGCCUGUGCCAAGGUGUCACGUUCACUCAAGUGUCCUUCAGUCUGAAGCGCCCUGGAUACUCUCCUGGCUGAUACGACUCCUGCUUGACCUGACUGAUUCAACAAACAGCAUUUUUAACUGUGUUAUGUACACAGAAGUGAAUGUUAAGUAGCACUCCUGUUACCAGAUCCCUGCAUCUCUGACUGCGGCACUGUGGACUGUGACAGAUGGAUGUCCCUGGUGAUUUGAGACACUGGAAAUGAGUUGGUUGAGGACAGCGCUGCGUAGCCCCGUGGGAGCUGAGCAACUUUAAAGUGUGAGGCACUCAGAUUUUGUGGAUAGGGGAGGGGAGAGACACCAGCGGCUGUCCCUGGAGGAACAUCUUUCCCAAUCUCUCAGGGGGCGCUGUGCCAGCUCUUGCAGUGACAAAACCAUUCCAUGAAUGUACCCAUCCAUCUGCAUUCACCUUUCUCUGCUCCGGGGAUGCCUGAAGGGGAAGUCACAGCAGACAGCCCAAAAUCCAGCAGUCACGGAGAGCGGGUAUCUCCAACUCGUCCGUUCUCUCGUUUCAGCGUUGUUAUGAAUUUAAAGCCAAAAAAUGUGUGACUAAUCCUCUCUCGGAAGUGCAGUUGCUGUGGUUAUACAACGAGAAACCUUUCGGCGGUUACCUUCCUGGCACGGGCCCUGCUCUCUCCAGCUCCGUCUGCCCGUCUCUCCCACCCCAGUGCGUGCUCUUCUGACCGCACGUUUCUGAAGCAUCUGCCGGAGAGGUACAAGCCUGGCUCCUGCGUUGAACAGGCAGGUUAGCUCCUUUCUCUGAGCUUCUAAGGAAAUAGACACUGAUUAUUUUGGGGUGUACAGAAAAUAUAUCUGCUCUGAUGUAUGUACUGUAAAUUUCUAAUUUAUCACUGUAAAAAAAAAAAAAAACUUUGCUAUUUAAUUUUUAUAUCAAAAUAAAAUUUUAACCUCUGUGGAUAACGAA